Paramacrobiotus metropolitanus is the source of this 1114-nucleotide messenger RNA. RefSeq names its product UPF0711 protein C18orf21 homolog. The coding region runs from base 124 to 1011 and encodes 295 amino acids. The record is from RefSeq and is a predicted model, not a curated record. The transcript has 3 exons. NCBI's taxonomy places the organism in Eukaryota, Metazoa, Tardigrada, Eutardigrada, Parachela, Macrobiotidae.
GUUUUGGAGAUUUCGCUUUGGCCCUUUCAGAGCGAUCUUUUUUAACCGUAAUAUCUUAUUUUUAAUAACCUGGAAAGAUUUCCGUCCAGUAUUAGCUUAAUUUUGAAACAUAUUUCUUUCGAGAUGUGCACGGAAGCCUCGACCAUUAGUGGUUACGGGGGGACAUCUGAUCGCGACGAAACAGAUUUCUUAUUAUCUGCCUCUCUUUUCCAAAAGUCCGCCGCUCAGCUUUUCUCCGACGACAAAAACAACCCUGUUGGAGCUUAUUUUUCCUCGCUCUGGGUUCAGGAAUUUCCAAGUAGCAAUGCAAGUAUGUCUUGCUGUACCGGCUACCAUUUGGCCUGGAUAAUUGUGUUUCGUUUCAAUUUGCUCUGGAAGUUGCACAAGGAUGUCAGUCUCAACUAUUGGAUGAAGAGGGUCGAACAGAUUUACUGCCCAUUUUGUGGUACAUCACGGGAUGCUCAGAAUACACGCGUUCGCAUAAAAAGUCGUAAAAGGCAGACGAAGGCGCUUGCACGAUCCUUAGGCCGUAAAGUCUCAAAGUCCAUAAAACGAAAUUCUAAUGUUGCGACCACAACGAGUACUGCGAUAGAUGAAAAACACAUUGGACGAUUCGCCAAAUCAAAAAAUAGACUGACUCUUUAUUGCAAUUCCUGCCAUCGAAGUUGCACGCAACCUGGAUUGCCGCGGGACGUCCAGAAAAACAUUCUGUCUCCUUCUUCGCGAACGUCGUCGGUGUACAGCGAUAACACUGCUCAGCCUGCUUUGUCGGCGUUCUUAUCCAGGAUAGCUUCCGCUUCCUCCCUGCAUGCGAAGACCUCCUCGCCGAAAAUUGUUUCUUAUUCAGCGCCGUGUUCGCCGAGCCCGUCAGCCUCCAGUAAGAAGAGACGGAAGAAAGAUGCAAACGCUGGUCUCAUCGUUCCACCUUCCCUUCUCAAGAAAACCUUGCCAGUCUCUCAAAAUAAAAGCAACGAUUUUGGUGGAAAUUUGCUGGAAAGAUUUCUGUGUUAAAGUUUAUGUGCCUGUGCAGUUGCUUCGUCAGUCGGUAGUCCUCGUUGGCUAGGGGUGUUUUUUAAAAUCAGCAUCUGUCUUCUCAACUGGAUAUCAAAACUCG